Molecule: messenger RNA, 1242 nt
Organism: Microthlaspi erraticum
Lineage: Eukaryota; Viridiplantae; Streptophyta; Magnoliopsida; Brassicales; Brassicaceae
Source: the annotation of a GenBank genome assembly
AUGGGGAUUUGCUUGAGUGCCCAGGUCAAAGCUGAGAGCCCAGGAGGAAGUCUAAAGUAUAUGUGCUCUGACGCCAAGAACACUGGAAGUCUUGGGAGUAAGGGUUCGUCUGUGUCUGUUAGACCAAGUCCUCGAACUGAAGGUGAGAUCUUACAGUCUCCAAACCUCAAGAGUUUCAGCUUCUCCGAGCUCAAAUCCGCAACCAGGAAUUUCAGACCAGACAGUGUCCUUGGUGAAGGUGGAUUCGGUUGUGUGUUCAAAGGAUGGAUCGAUGAGAAGUCUCUCACUGCCUCAAGACCAGGCACUGGUUUGGUUAUUGCUGUCAAAAAGCUUAACCAAGAUGGUUGGCAAGGUCACCAAGAAUGGCUGGCUGAAGUGAAUUACCUUGGCCAAUUUUCUCAUGGACACCUUGUGAAGCUGAUCGGUUAUUGCUUAGAGGAUGAGCACCGUCUUCUUGUUUACGAGUUCAUGCCUCGUGGUAGCUUAGAGAAUCAUCUUUUCAGGAGGGGUUUAUAUUUCCAAUCGUUAUCAUGGAAACUCCGGUUGAAAGUUGCUCUAGGUGCUGCAAAAGGCCUUGCUUUUCUUCACAGUUCUGAGACAAGAGUGAUCUACCGUGAUUUCAAGACUUCUAAUAUCCUUCUUGAUUCGGAGUACAAUGCAAAGCUUUCUGAUUUUGGGUUGGCAAAGGAUGGGCCAAUAGGUGAUAAAAGUCACGUCUCUACACGUGUCAUGGGUACUCACGGAUAUGCAGCUCCUGAAUACCUCGCAACUGGUCAUCUAACAACAAAGAGUGAUGUCUAUAGCUUUGGGGUUGUCCUUCUGGAGCUCUUGUCCGGUCGUCGAGCCGUGGACAAGAACCGACCAUCGGGAGAGAGGAACCUAGUGGAGUGGGCUAAACCAUACCUUGCAAACAAAAGAAAGAUAUUCAGAGUCAUUGAUAAUCGUCUUCAAGACCAAUACUCCAUGGAAGAAGCAUGUAAAGUGGCUACUCUGUCUCUGAGAUGUCUCACCACAGAGGUUAAGCUUAGACCAAACAUGAGCGAGGUCGUUUCUCAGCUUGAACACAUUCAGUCUUUAAAUGCUAACAGAGGAGGCAAUAUGGAUAGGACAGAGAGACGAAUGCGUAGGAGAAGUGACAGCAUUAUCACCAAAAAGCCAAAUGCUGGUUUUGCUCGGCAGACAGCUGUGGGAAGUACAGUUGUUGCUUAUCCUUGCCCAUCGGCCUCACCACUGUAUGUCUGA